This is a messenger RNA of Xyrichtys novacula (pearly razorfish), 2321 nucleotides long. Lineage: Eukaryota; Metazoa; Chordata; Actinopteri; Labriformes; Labridae. The record is from the annotation of a GenBank genome assembly.
GCCUCCCCUUCCUGUCCGAGUCUUCGUUGACUUUGAAACAUGGCUGCCCUGAAUGUUAAAACCACAACAUUAAAGCAUUUUGUAUAUCUGUAAUGUUUAUUUUUCCUUCGCUGUUAUCACACAUUUCCCCACUGAAUUGCCGCGUUUAGUUCCACCCGGACAUGUCGGAGAAGGAGGCCGGCAAAGGGACGGAGACUCCCGGGGAGAAAGGUUUCAGGACUCCCGGACUCAGAGGAGCUCGGACUACCACACUGUUCAGAGCUGUCAACCCUGAACUCUUCAUUAAACCCGUGAGAUUUAGACACUCACACACACAUACAGACUCAUUAAGGGGAUUUAAUUCUACUAAAUUAUGGUUUGCUACAUAAAAAAAUCACUCAGUUGUUAACUUGUAAACCUGUAUGACACAGAAGUGCAGCUCAAAACAUUUGAAUGUCUCGAUAAAGUUAAUUUAUUCUCAUAAUAUAAUUCAAAAGUGAAGUUCUUAUCUAUUCUAGACUCAUUACACAAAGUGAAAACUUUAAAGACUUUUUUUUUGUUUGGAUCUUGAUGAUUAUGGCUUAUAGCUAGGGCAAUGCUACGUUUUGUCUAAAGAUGCGCCGAUUCAUUUUUUUCCGAUCCAAUCCGAUACCUGGGCUGAGACUAUCGGCCGAUAUCCGAUACCGAUCCAAUACUACUUUUGAAUGGAUCCACUGUAUUCCUUGCCCUGUGAGUGAAGACAUCAGGCUUGACAUUAGCCUUGUUAAAAAAAGGGAAACAUAUUAACAUUAACAUGGAUCACUGUCGUUCAUCGAUAUCCACUCCAAAUAUCAGAUCAGUGCAUCUCUAGUCUUGUCAUAAGGCCUUGCGCUAGUGAAAGUGGAAUAGUCAGCUGUUUCAGCUGCACAAGUGCUAUGUUGCAUGUAGAUGCAGCCUGCUACUACGCAUUUGUUUGCUGUUUGGUUCUGAUGCAGCUCAUGAUGGGUUCAGCGUGAAGCGGACCUGGAGCAACUCCCCUUUUCAUUGGCUGUUUGUAUCGUCUACCAAAACAUGGCAGAAUGCCGACUAUCGAAAAGCAUUUAGACCAUGUUAUAUAUCGAUAUUGAGGGAAAUUAAUUUUUAAUAUAUACCGUUAUCGUUUUAUCGCCCAGCCCUACUUAUAGCUCACAGAAAUCCACUAUCUCAGAACAUUAGAAACAACCAAUACAACAAAAAAAAAAAGGAUCGUCAUGAUUUUGGUCGUGUGUGCUGACCCAGAGUAGGGAAUGAAGGUUAAUUUAAUCUUAGCAAGCGUUCAGGGUGAAUCAGCUGCUUUGAGCUCUUUUCAAGACUGAAAUAACCAACCAGAAACUGGAUUUUUCCACAAUAUGCUAUUUGAAAUAAUGGAGUUUUGGUUUUCAUAAGCUGUUGGCUUUUGUUUUAAGUUAUCAUGACUCACCAUUGGGUGGUUUUUCCCACACACACUUGAACCAGGAAAAACCUGUUGAUCUCAACCACAUUGUACAUUCCAGCUUAUCUUUUCUCAUUCCUAACUAGUAUAUUUACGUUGUCUGACAUACCAGCUGUCUAGCAUACUUUCAGUUUUGCUUUUAAGAAGUUUACUGUGAGUUUCUGAGAAGUUGCGUGAGACAGAAACUUCCCGAAGAUUAUCUGUUAGACAAAUAGUAAGUGAAAUGUAGUUGUAUAGGUGUGUGUGGCUGGGUGUAUCAAAGGCCUUGGGUGCUGUCAUCAUACUUUCUCCAGCAGAGAAAGUUAGGGUUCAUAGUCCUCUGAAUACUAAAAUUAUGUUGAAGAGGUUUAGUUUGAUUUUAGCUGGAAGAUUCAAUUUUGCUGGUGGUUUUUCAACUUGAAUCAAGUUCUAUUAAAACGUUCCAAUCAGAAAGACUCAACUGUGACGACUUCAAACAUCAUUUUCAACUCAGAACCAGCCAAGAAAGCGUCACCAAAACAAUACCAGACCUGAGAAUUCAUCUUCAGACUUCCUAAAAUGGAUUUGUAGCAUCAAAAUCUGCUGUGAAAUCUGUCAAACCUCAGAUAGAUAAAUCCUUGAGCUGUAUCUUAAAUAACACAAGGCUGUAUCUUUCUGUCUUUCUGCAGAACAAGCCUGUGAUGGCGUUUGGACUGGUGACCAUCACACUGUGUGUGGGUUACUUGGGCUACAUGCACGCCAUGAAGGAGAACGACCAGCAGCUGUACGAGGUCGUUGACAGCGAGGGGGAGAGAUACAUGAGGAGGAAGACUUCUAAAUGGGACUGAAAACACACUCUGAGAGCGUGUGUAUAUGUAAUAUAUAUAAAGACUCUGUGAUUAAAGCCUGACUGGAUUGAACCAAGGACACCUGC